AGCUAGAAAGUGAAACCUGCGUGUGUUUAUUUUCUGUUAGACAUGUAAUAUUAGUAUUUAAUUUUGUUAUUAAGAGUGGAUAACGUCCUUUAGAUAUAGCCGCUGCAAUGGCUACCUCCGCAGGACGGCUAUUCAGUAAAUUAGACGGUCUGUUCGCUGUGUACAAACCUCAAGGAGUUCACUGGAAACUUGUCCGAGAAACGAUAGAGACAAAUUUGCUUAAAGCCAUUAAUUUAUCUACUCCUACUGCUUCACAAUCUAUGGUUCAGUUUAAGCUUUUACCAAGUGGAGAAAGCAGUGGCACCAGCGAGCUCACAAUCUCUCCAUCCAGAGUUCCUGCCCUGGCACAACAUCCUCUGGUCACAGGACCAAAGUGUCAUAAGAUCCGUGUAGGGGUCGGCCAUCGCCUGGAUGCGUUUUCUUCUGGAGUAUUAGUUCUGGGUCUGGGAAAUGGAAACACUGCCCUUGAGAGUCUGCAACGUUUACAUGUAACCAGGGACUACACACUGGAUGGGGAGUUUGGCACAGCCACAGAUGAUUUUACUCACUCUGGACGAGUAAUAGAGCGAAGCACAUACGAACAUGUUACACAUGAUAAGCUAGAAAAAGUGUUGGCCAUGAUUCAGGGAGCCAAUCAGAAAGCUUUAAUAACGUACUCUCAGGUGGACCUGCAAACUCAAGAGGCUUAUGAGCUAGCAGUAAAGGGGCUGUUGCGUCCACUGGAUAAAAGUCCUCCCAUUUUAACUGGCUUGAGAAUUCUUCGCUUCAAACCACCUCACUUUACUCUGGAGGUGCAGUGUGUAAAUGAGACUCAGCGAUUUGUAAGAAAACUGGUUCAUGAGGUGGGUUUGGAAUUGCGCACCACUGCUGUCUGCACCAAAGUGCGGCGGACACGUGACGGACCUUUUAAAAUAGAUGAUGCUCUGACCCACCAACACUGGACUGCUGAAGAUAUAUCAUCAGCUGUUGCUAAGUUUCACCGAACCACCCGAAAAAUCCGAAAGAAAGACCUUAACAGACAAGCAGUCAAGCAGUCAGAGUCCAACGCAGAGGCACAAGCUGAGACCAGGCCUGGCAUUGAUCAUAUAAAGGCGGUUCCACCAGAGAAAACUGGAUCUCUCAAUGUUUCCUCAAAAAUCUCUGCUGAGAAUUAGCUGUUGUGAUAUUUCUUAAGAAUUCUUUCUUUGUUCUACAAGAUAAAUGUUGAUUAAUUCAUUUUCAAUAUAUGUAUUUAUAUUCUCUGUACACUGAUCAGCCAUAACAUU
Messenger RNA from Trichomycterus rosablanca, 1265 nucleotides. RefSeq names its product TruB pseudouridine (psi) synthase family member 2 (gene trub2). Gene Ontology annotation, biological process: RNA processing; pseudouridine synthesis. Gene Ontology annotation, molecular function: RNA binding; pseudouridine synthase activity. The record is from RefSeq and is a predicted model, not a curated record. The transcript has 8 exons. NCBI's taxonomy places the organism in Eukaryota, Metazoa, Chordata, Actinopteri, Siluriformes, Trichomycteridae. The coding region runs from base 108 to 1154 and encodes 348 amino acids.